GUUGCCCUGCUUCAUAGGCGUCUUGCUUUGCGGUGUCAGAAGAAAACAAGCACAUACAAUACAAGUUCUCUCUUCAUUUUGAUUUAGGGAUUCAUUCUCCUUCUAACUCGCCAUGUACAGAGCAGCAGCUUCAUCACUCAAGACCCAUCUCAAGGGCAAUGGAGGCAAGUUGGGAUCCGCUAGGUUUGCCACUUCAGCGGCGGUAGCUACAAGGACUUCUUCAGGUGGUUUGUUUAGCUGGCUUACUGGAGAGAGUUCUAGUUCUCUUCCUCCUUUGGACAUACCACUUGGUGGUAUUGUUCUACCUGAUCCACUUCCAGAUCAUGUUGAACCAAGCAAGACCAAGAUCACAACACUCCCCAAUGGACUCAAAAUAGCAUCAGAGACUUCACCGAACCCUGCAGCCUCAAUUGGAUUAUAUCUUGACUGUGGUUCCAUCUAUGAGACGCCUUUGUCUAGUGGGGCUUCACACUUGCUGGAGCGAAUGGCUUUCAAAAGCACAACAAACCGUAGUCACUUUCGUAUUGUAAGGGAAGUUGAAGCAAUUGGUGGUAAUAUAGGAGCCUCAGCCUCUAGGGAGCAAAUGGGUUAUACUUUUGAUGCCUUGAAGACCUAUGUUCCCCAAAUGGUUGAAUUGCUGGUUGACUGUGUAAGGAAUCCAGCCUUCAUGGAUUGGGAGGUCAACGAAGAGCUUCGGAAGGUAAAAGCAGAGCUUGGAGAACUCUCUAACAAUCCCCAGGGCUUGCUUUUGGAAGCAGUUCACUCAGCUGGUUAUUCUGGUGCAUUGGCUUAUCCUCUUUUGGCUCCUGAAUCAGCACUGAACAGAUUGGAUGGCCCCAGUUUAGAGGAAUUUGUUAUUGAGAAUUACACAGCACCUAGAAUGGUACUUGCAGCAUCUGGGGUUGAGCAUGAAGAGCUUCUGUCUGUUGCUGAGUCACUUCUAUCCGAUCUACCAAGUGUUCCUCGUCCUGAAGAACCAAAAUCUAUCUAUGUUGGGGGUGAUUUUCGUCGCCAUGGUGAAUCAGGGGCCACACAUGUUGCUAUUGCUUUUGAAGUGCCUGGUGGCUGGCAAAAAGAGAAAGAUGCAAUAGUUUUGACUGUUUUACAGAUGCUUAUGGGAGGAGGUGGGUCAUUCUCAGCUGGGGGCCCUGGGAAAGGGAUGCACUCAAGGUUAUAUCUUCGCGUCUUGAAUGAAUAUCAACAGAUUCAAUCCUUUUCUGCAUUCAACAGUAUCUUCAAUAAUACAGGACUGUUUGGCAUUUAUGCAAGCACUAGCCCUGAUUUUGUGCCAAAAGCUGUGGAAAUAGCAGCCAAAGAACUAAUAGCAAUUGCAUCACCUGGACAAGUUUCACAGGUACAGCUUGACCGUGCCAAAAAAUCCACAAAGUCAGCAGUUCUAAUGAAUCUGGAAUCAAGAAUGAUUGCAUCAGAAGACAUAGGAAGGCAGAUUUUGACUUAUGGAGAAAGGAAGCCAGUGGAGCAGUUCUUGAAGGCUGUAGAUGAAAUCACGUUGAAUGAUAUCACUAAAAUAGCUCAGAAGAUUAUUUCCUCUCCUUUGACCAUGGCAUCAUAUGGGGAUGUCAUAAAUGUGCCCAGUUAUGAAUCAGUUAACAGAAUGUUCCAUGCAAAAUGAAAUUGCAUGUUAUUGUGAAUCUUUGGGUCAUCAUAUUUUAUAGAUCACACGGGUGGCUACUCCCAAUUUUCAUGAGCAAUGCUGAAAAUAAUUCCCAGAGAAAUUUUUGUCCGGAUCUGAGGAACCAUUCAUAAUUUCGGUUCCGUGUUUCUCUCUUUCUUUUUUCUUUUUCUUUUUUUUUUUUCUUGUAACGAUUUGCCUAAUGCAUUAGGUGAACGAUCUCAUGGCUAAUGAUCACCUCAAUUUUUGUUUAUUUUUGAAUUUAUUUUAUCUUGUUUCGUGG
Abrus precatorius (Indian licorice) is the source of this 1916-nucleotide messenger RNA. Its product is annotated as mitochondrial-processing peptidase subunit alpha-like. Gene Ontology annotation, biological process: proteolysis. The coding region runs from base 113 to 1633 and encodes 506 amino acids. Gene Ontology annotation, molecular function: metalloendopeptidase activity; metal ion binding. The record is from RefSeq and is a predicted model, not a curated record. Lineage: Eukaryota; Viridiplantae; Streptophyta; Magnoliopsida; Fabales; Fabaceae. The transcript has 13 exons. Gene Ontology annotation, cellular component: mitochondrion.